AUGUCAUACAACCAGGCCAGUGCCCCCCCUCCUUCCUACAGCCAGGCAACCGGGCAGCCGCCACCUCAGGGUAUGCCCAUGCCGACCCCCCAGAUGCCAGGACAGCCCCCUCCCCAAGCAGGGGGGUACCCAGCAGCAGAACCCCCUCCUCAGGCAGGGGGGUACCCGGGUGCGGCACCCCCCCAGCAGCAGUCGGUCUUCAGGCUGUCGUAUGUUGACUUUAUGCCAAGCCAGAUUUCAGGAACUGGCAGCUCGGGCUUCCUCAGCUUCUCCUAUCCACAGUUCGAGAGAUUCGAUGUCCUGGUAACCCGAGCCAACCAGUGGCUCCAGCAGAACCCGACCAUGGAGGUCAAAACCUGCGAGAGUCUGGAGGUCAAGUUCGAGUAUCACCUGGGGAGCUCCGGCGGGGUCGUGAACCCUGACCGGUCACUGUUCUACGAGUCAGGAAAAGUGAGAAGCUGCUACGUCCGUGGACUGAGGUUGUGGUUUGGACAGAAGAUGGACCCGUCCGUCCCCCCGCAGCAGAUUCGCUACAUUAACUACGUGCCGGGCUGUAUCCAGGCACCCUCCCUGUUUGGGUACCCACAGUUCGAGUCGUUCGGAGAAACAGUCAACAAAAUCAACCUGAUGAUGAGACAGAACCCACUCCCUGGAAAGAUCCUGACAGUGGAGACACAGGACGUGAAGGUUCGUGGGGCGUGGUCCGGUACGACCAUCGAUCCGGACAAGUCCUUCUGGUACGAAGACGGGAACUACCGGAAACUCUUUCUCUUCAUCAUCCGCGUCUUCUACGUCAACGGACCACCCGCUUAUGAGGAGAUAGGAACUGGAGACUUUGUGCCCGGGUGCACCCACGUGCCGUCUGGCCUGUUUGACUGGCCACAGUUUGAGCCUUACAGCCAGGUGGCAGCCCGGGCGUGUGCCUGGGCCAACGGGAGCCUGCAGGGCUGCCGACUCGCAAACGCACAGACCCUGCACAUCAAGAUCAGCAGGAAGGGGUGGUCGGGUCAGAUGACCAUUGACAGUCAGCGGUCCUCGUUUGUCGACGCGGGAAACAUGGCCACCAUGUACGUCCGCAUCAUGCGCCUGAUCUUCCUGAAGCCUCUCCAGGGUGCGGUUGCGCCGCCCCGCCCGGUUCAGCUCAGCAUCAAGACCUUCGUCCCUGCGCAGAUCUCGCACGGGGGCAUGAUGAGCUUCCCGCAGUUUGAAACCGUGGGGCAGACGAUGCAGCGCGCGCUGGCCUGGCUCAACGCUGCAGGAGCCAACGUGAGCUUCGCAGAAACAGUCCCCAUCAAGAUCAUGGGAGCGUGGUCGUCCCGACCGCCGGCCGCGUACGCGGAAGAGUCCAUGGCGUACGACUCGGCCAAUCACGGCGAGAUCUACCUGAACAUCCUCAGGAUUUACCUGGACGGAACGUACCACGAGCCGCCCCCACACCUGCUCCCCCCCAUGCCGCAAGUGGCACCUUCCAAAGGAUCGGACUGUACCAUUCAGUGA
Molecule: messenger RNA, 1497 nt
Organism: Branchiostoma belcheri (Belcher's lancelet)
Lineage: Eukaryota; Metazoa; Chordata; Leptocardii; Amphioxiformes; Branchiostomatidae
Exons: 7
Coding region: 1-1497 (498 amino acids)
Source: RefSeq, a predicted model, not a curated record